GAUCUUUGCGGAAGUGGCAUGCGCUGUUUGCAGAGGAUGAAACCUGCUUGGCGAGCACACAGGGGGAAAAGAGCCGUCAGAUGAGCAGGCUCUGUCACAGAAACACGCAGGUGGAUAUGGAUCAUCUGGAAGCACGAAAUCCGCUCUGAAUCCACUUUGACUUCAUGUGAGACUCCUCUGUGCUCCCUUUAAAAGCGGGCUGGCCAGGGAAGAUCCUUUUUUGGAGCAAUGGGUGCACUACAGUCCUUACCUGGACGGCCAGAAUAUAGUGAUCUGGCGGAAAAGACGGGCUUCUCGUUUGAACAGAUUGGAGUUCUGCAUAAAAGAUUUAAGCAGCUGAGUCACAAUGAAGAGACUCUACGGAGAGAUCAUUUCAAUGAAAUCCACGACCUAGCAUUCAAUCCCAUCCGCGCACAGAUCAUAGAGGCAUUUUUUGACAGAAGAAACUUCCAUCAGGAUGGCGAGGGGAAGGUUCAGGAGAUUGGCUUUGAAGAGUUCGUGGUGGUCAUGUCCCAUUUUAGGCCACCGUCGGACCACAUGACAGAAGAGCAGCGUGAGAAGACCAGGAGAGAGAAACUGAGAUUUUUAUUCAACAUGCACGAUACAGACAACGAUGGGACAAUAACUCUAGAGGAAUACAGACAUGUGGUGGAGGAGCUGUUAUCUCGCAGUGGGACACUGGAGAAGGAAACAGCCAAAUGCAUUGCUGAUGCAGCCAUGUUGGAGGUGGCCAGUAUUUCAGUGGGUCACAUGGAGCCUGAUGAAUUCUAUGAGGGCAUCACAUUUGAGCACUUCCUCAAGCUGCUGGACGGAUUUGAAAUUGAAUCGAGAAUGACCAUUCGCUUUUUGAAUAUGGACACAACAACCUUGUGUAAGUGAGGUCGGUAUGCUGAACUAUGCGGUGCAAAAUCAUGUUUUCACUGUAUUGUCUGUUUAAGUUUAUUGCUUGCACUGAAUAUAUGCCUUAUUCAUGUUUGAAUAACUAUGCAAAUCCUAAGACUAUACAUAUGUACAUAUUCUGGAUGUAUUUGAAGUAAUUUGACUGUUAGCAAUACUUGACAUAAUUACUACGCACUUCUAGCAGUUGGACAAAGCAAUAUUAAUCAAAUAUCCAGUGCUAGCUAACCAAUAAUAUGACUCUAUGCAUGCAAGUAUGGAUGCUUGAUAAACAUCUAAAAAUGUUAUUGCAAUAAAUCAAUAAGUCUGAGUAAUCAGGUAUAUAAAGGUCUGUCUUUAAGUGUAUCUGGAUAUGUCUCUAUUAAGACAACAGCCUUUUAAUAAUGUCACAAACAUGACCCCUCUUGGUGCAUGCUCUUCACGUUGUAUUUGCACAAUAAAUGACCCUAUGAAACUGUCCU
Molecule: messenger RNA, 1358 nt
Organism: Oreochromis niloticus (Nile tilapia)
Lineage: Eukaryota; Metazoa; Chordata; Actinopteri; Cichliformes; Cichlidae
Gene: tescb
Product: tescalcin b
Exons: 8
Coding region: 229-879 (216 amino acids)
Molecular function (GO): calcium ion binding
Source: RefSeq, a predicted model, not a curated record